AUGAAUAACAUUAGUAAUAAAAUAAAAGAUAGAGACAGUAAUAGUAGCAGUAAUAUAAAAUCACCUCUUCAUCAAAGAUCGUCAUCAUCAACAGCAUCAACAGGCAGCGGAAUAGGCAAUACUAGCAAUAAUAAUAGUAAUAGUAAUAAUAAAUUAAAUAUAAGAGCAAAUAGUAAUAACAGCUCAUCACCCCCAGGAGGUGUAUCACCACCAAUGAGUUCAAUCAACGUUCAAUUUAAUGGAGGUACUCCUACAAUUGCACAGUUACAAAGUUUAGUUAAAGGCCCCAAGAAACCAAUAAAUACUUCAUUCGACGAUUUAAGAAAUCAAUUAUCAGGUACAAAUAUAGAUUUAUCAGGCUAUGGAGAUGAUGAUGAAGUAAUUAUUAAUCAUGAUUACCAUUCAUCCGAAGAAGAAGAAUAUGAAUAUGAUGAUGAAGAAUAUGAAGACCAACAAAAUAACAACAGUGUAAAUAAUAAUAGUGUAGAAUAUAAUAAUAACAACCAAUCAAUUAGCAGUACCCAUUCAUGUGAAAGUAUACCCGAAGAAGAGGAAUUAACAGCCUCACCAAUUCAUUCAAGAAAAUAUAGCCAUACUAUAGGAUCACAACCCGAUAAUCUAAAUGUUGGUGGUUUUUCACCACGUUCAAAUAGAUCUGAAAGUACAGUUUAUCAUGGCGAACCAGAAAAUGAAAAAGUUUCAAAUGCAAAAGAUAAAAUCUCUUCAGAAUAUAAAAAAAUGAUGGAAGAUUUAGAUGGUUUUAGAAAUGAAAAAUUAAAACAACGUAAAUCAAAGUAUUUUUCAAAAAAAGAAUUAGAAGAAAUACCAUUCAAUCCAUCAUCAGGAACAAAAUUAAGAUCAACCUUAUACAAACAAUUUAUGAAUGAAAAAAUAAUAGCAAUGAACGAUGGGGAUAAAUACAGGAUUGAAUUAUUAAAAAGUUAUAGAGAGAAUUUAAAGCCAGCGGACAUAUCACCACCAUCAUCAAUUAAACACACAUCACCAAAUUCUUUAACAUCACUACAAGCAGGUAAUGGAGGUAUUAUAUUACAAAAGGAUAAAUUAAUUAAAUUAAAUAGAACUCGUUCAGUCAGUCAGCCACCUGUUGUAACAAGUAAUAGCAAGAGUGCCAUUGGUACUUUAGAACAAAUUUUAGAUAAAGAAAAAAAGAGAGAUGGCAUAGAAAGAGCUUUACCUGUUUUAUUAAUAAAAUGUAUUGAUUUCCUUUCAAAAGAAGAAGCUUUAAAAACAGAAGGUCUCUUUAGGGUUGCUGGUAAUUCAAGCGAUGUGGAGGAUCUUACCAAAUCAAUUCUCUCAUAUGGUUCCGAUAUACCCGAAAAUUGUUGUGUUCAUGUAGUUUCAAAUAUGUUAAAAAAAUUUUUACGUCAAUUAACAACUCCAGUAUUUACUUUUAAACACUAUAAUGAUUUUAUUCAAGCAUUAAAAUCAAAUUCAAAUGACCAAGAAAGAAUAGAAAGUAUUAAAAAGAUAUUAAAAUUAUUACCAAUUAAUAACCAAAUUUUAAUAAAGGAAUUAAUGGGAUUUUUGGUAAAGGUAACAGAAUAUAGUAAUGUAAAUAUGAUGCAUUCAUACAACCUUGGGGUUAUGUUGGGACCAAAUGUAUUAAAACCACCUAAUGAUGUUGAUAUGGAUGCCAUCUCAAAUUUAGACUCUGCCAAUCAAGUUAUAACCUUAAUUAUAGAAAAUUAUAGUCAAAUAUAUGAUAUAAAAUAA
Messenger RNA from Dictyostelium purpureum, 1734 nucleotides. RefSeq lists its product as uncharacterized. The record is from RefSeq and is a predicted model, not a curated record. NCBI's taxonomy places the organism in Eukaryota, Evosea, Eumycetozoa, Dictyosteliales, Dictyosteliaceae. Gene Ontology annotation, cellular component: cytoplasm. Bases 1 to 1734 code for a protein of 577 amino acids. Gene Ontology annotation, biological process: signal transduction; regulation of GTPase activity. The transcript has 3 exons.